Anthostomella pinea is the source of this 687-nucleotide messenger RNA. The record is from the annotation of a GenBank genome assembly. Lineage: Eukaryota; Fungi; Ascomycota; Sordariomycetes; Xylariales; Xylariaceae.
AUGUCCCAUCCGCCGUCGACACCGGCCAAGAUCCCGGUAUCAGCCGCUACUUACACACCCGCAACGAUGGAUCCGGACCUGCGGUCGCAGAUCAAUACGCUGCUGCUGAAAGAUGGGCUCGUUACCAAGAUCCAAGACCACCUCCUCCACUCCCUCGACGCCCACAACACCAACUGGCCGUCGGCCAUCCAGACACACGCGCUCGCGCUCCUGCGGUCGGGCGAGGUGAGCACAUUCCCGGCGCUCAUGCGGCGGGUGCUCGACGACGUGCGCCACGACACGGCGACGGUGAACGCAGCGGCGGCGGCCGCCGGCAGCAAUCCAGCAGCAGCACCCUCGUCAGCGACGACCAACAACAAUACCUCCUCAUCCUCCUCAUUCGCGAUGGCAAACGCAAAUACGGACUCGGCGACCAAGAACGGCAGCGACACUGGCAGCACAACUAAGAGCGACCUCAAUGGGGCGGCGUCAUUGACGACGAAUGGUAACGCCUCCAAGACGGGCGUCAACGGCGCGAGUUUUUCGGGGAGCGGGUCUGAUGGCGGCGGCGGUGGUGGUGGUGGUGGGACACCCAACCUGGCGAUACCAACCUCGGUCGUAGAGGCCGUGCUGAAGUACACACGGGACAACCUGGAGACGGUGUGCGGAGUGGACGACGACGACGAUGAUGACGGGACGGGCGGUUAG